Molecule: messenger RNA, 3809 nt
Organism: Conger conger (European conger)
Lineage: Eukaryota; Metazoa; Chordata; Actinopteri; Anguilliformes; Congridae
Product: B-cell receptor CD22-like
Exons: 11
Coding region: 142-2271 (709 amino acids)
Source: RefSeq, a predicted model, not a curated record
CCUGCAGGGUGUAACUUUGGCUUUAACUUAAGCUCAACACUUCAGCAGUCAGCAUCAGUGUGUGACUUCCUGAAGGAGGAACACAGCCUCUCCAGUUACCCGUGCGAAGCGUCUGAAGAAGACCUCAAGAUCCUACGGUACAUGUAUACAGAGCUAAUGGGGUCAUUCAGGAGAUCACCUCCUCUCUGCGCUGUGCUUCAAGGUCUGGCCGUUUGGAGUGUGGUUGUGGUCGGGGGGGAGUGGUCCGUAAGCGUUCCCAAGCGGGUGUCCACUCUGGCCGGGUCUUGCGUGGUCAUUCCUUGCUCCUUCACUUCGACCACCUCUGCCGUCGAGGUCUCUUGGUACCAGUACGUCAGCCGUGGCUACCCGCUGGUGUACAGUCGGUCCCAUCCAGACAGCGUGAUAGAUAAGUUCCGUGGUAAGACCGAGCUGAGUGGCAGUAAAGAACGGGGAGACUGCAGUCUGAAAAUAUACCCCGCCCAGGCAGCACAAAAUGCUGAACAGAUCUACGUAUGGGUCGAGCCAAACCAGCUGCAGGGCAGCUAUUUCUAUGACCAGACGGUGACAUUAGAGGUGACGGAGCAUGCGGCCCAGCCGGAGAUACGGGUGAGCGAGGGGAAGGCCCUCCUGGCCUCGUCCACCGUGAGCCUGGCUGAGGGGGCCACGGCCGUGCUCUCCUGCAGCGUCUCCCACGGCUGCCCCCCCCACCCCCCGACCCUCUCCUUCUUCGCGCGCGGCGGGCCGGUCGCGGGGCAGGUCACGCAGAGCCGGACGGGGGAGGCCACGGUCACCCUGGAGCGCUCCUGGACCGCCGCCGCUGAGCACAACGGGCGGAGCCUGGCGUGUGAGGUCACGCAUCACGGGGGCGCCAGCGCCAGCAGGGAGGUCGUGCUCCAUGUCCUGUAUGCCCCGAAAUCAGUGAGUAUCCAUGGCGACCACACCGUGGUCGGAAGGGUGUCCUUGUCCUGCCGAAGCCAGGCGAACCCGCCCGCGGUCUGGUACCGGUGGUACCGCGUCAAUCAGGGUCAGCUCACGCUGCUGGGCCACACCUCUGAGACCGCGCUCAUCACAGAACUGGACCGGAACCAGAACCUGUUCCGCUGCGAAGCCAGCAACACCGCGGGGCGCGGCAGCUCGCCCGACUUCGAAGUGAUCAAUGAGUACAAACCCUCCAUAUCCGAGGCCUCCCAGUGCACCUUCGACUCUGGGUCUCUGAGGUGCUGGUGUGAGGCCUCGGCCAGGCCCCUGGCCACCCUGCGGUGGGAGGUGGACGGAGCCCCACGCCCCGGCCGGCCCAGCGUCCGCGAGGGGGACGUGGUGAAGGCGGCUUGGUCGCGGGUGGGUAAGGACGCCAAGGAGACGACCAGGGUCACGUGCAUCUCCAACAACCUCCACGGCCAGGACCGGCGCCAACUGAGGAUCCGUGUGAAAGCGCUUCCCGCUAACGUGACGGUUACCCAGUCCCCCGCCCGACAGCUGGAGGGAGCGGGGGUGACCCUAACCUGCACGGGACAGGGCAGUCCGCCCGUGUCGGGGUACCGCUGGUUCCGGGGGCCGGAGGGGCAGGAGACGAGCCUGGAGGGGGGCUCCCGUGACCUGAGGGUCGCCGCGGUGACCAGGGACUCCGGGCCCUACCGCUGCUCCGCCCGGAACGAGGUGGGAGAGGCCAGCUCCCCCGUCACCGGGCUGAACGUGGAGUAUGCCCCUCAUAUUCUCCCGGCCUCCAGUUGCACCCUGGGUAACGGACCGAUCAGGUGCGAGUGCGUGGUGGACUCCAACCCCACAGCGAAGGUCACAUGGUCCUCCAUGAGCUCCCCAACCAAUGAGAAGCACAACAUAUCCUCCACUCUCAGUGGGCGGGUCCUGAGGUCUAUUCUCACAGGACCAAUGGGAGAUGAGGGUCCACAUGUCUACUGUAAUGCCACCAAUCAGCACGGAGAUGCCUUUUACCAGCUGCAGCUACCUUCAACAGAGGGGCACUCGGCGAUGACGUUUGGAACAAUCGCAGGAGCACUGGCUUUGUGUCUUUUACUGGGAGCCAUUUUCUUUUGUAAACGCAUGAAAAGGCAACGCAAACACACACCCAGCACAGUCCUGUCGCAGAAGGAAGUGAAACGCGUUGUCCGGAAGGAAGUUAAGACAGACAGUUUCUACGAGAACACUAGGAGACCACCUCCUAGCCAUCUGGUCCCCGAGAGCCUGUACGAGGUGGAGGGCGACCCCAAGUAUCAGCAAUUUAACUGGACCGAGGAUGUGUACCAAAACUGCUGAGAUGGAGAGGAGCCGCUCAAUCCAGCUACUGCUAUGCUCUCGGUGUUUCUGUUUUUUUAAGCAGUCAUAUUUUACUGUCAUCUGUGAAGCAAUUGGUAGCCUCAUUUCAUGGCGCUGACAACCGGUUAUUACCGGAGUUUGAACGGGUGCCAUGUUGCCAUCUUUUCAGACACCAGAUGGCGCCAAAGGUGCGCAGUGAAAAAGACAGCCCUUUUAUAGUGGGCGGCAGAAUUAAUUAAGGCUGCAUAUAAAAAAACAACAUUGAUAAUGUUCUGUAUUUUAUAUUCAAACAUACGGGAGAAUGACAUACUUUUAUUUCAAUGCGUUUACUCAUGUCUCAAUUUAUUACUUUUUUUAUUUUUAAAUUGUAGGUUUAAAUUAUUAUUAUUAUUUUUUUUUAAGUUUCAUUUUUUCUAAAAAAAAAACGCAGGUGUAAGUGGAAAUACAGUUUUACUAAAUUUAGUCAGAAAUUUAGUCAGAACUAUAUUGUGUCAUACCAUCACUUCCUGUUUCACCAGAGAGUAAAAAGGGUGUCACAAACAUGCAAACCCCCCUUGCCAACCAUCUGCAUGGGAAAACCCAACAAACUGUCAAUUCAGAAGACGCAGAUGGUAAUUCACAUCACAAGUAGGGCAAUGGGUAAAAAAAAAAAAAAAACCCCAAAAAACAUUAAAGGUUAAGCAUACUGUUUAGCACUGUAAGAGCAGUAAUAAAAAGGAGUAAAUGUACUUUUUAAAACGUAUGGAAGGAAUUUAAAACUUGCCUGGAAGAGGACGCAAGUGCAUGUUAUCCCCACAGACGGUAAGGAAGAGGGUGAGGCCACAAGUAACCAGAGGAUCACAGUUUAAGAAUUGCAGAGAUUGGUUAUGUCAUGGGGUCAUCAAGUCUUAAAAAAACCCCCCAUAAAAUUACAUUACAUUAAUGGCAUUUGGCAGACGCUCUUAUCCAGAGCGACAUACAGUUGAUUAGACUAAGCAGGAGACAAUCCUCCCCUGGAGCAAUGCAGGGUUAAGAACCUUUCUCAAGGGCCCAACGGCUGUGCGGAUCUUAUUGUGGCUACACCGGGAUUAGAACCACCAACCUUGCGUGUCCCAGUCAUUUACCUUAACCACUACGCUACAGGCCGCACCUCCGUACCAACAAACUCCUUGGAAGGGUGGUUACGAAUGAACACAACAUUUGCUGUUGGCAAAUUGAUAUGUUUGGUGGCAAAAUGGAAUGCAUACAAGGAGAACCAGCUUAUACCUACUGUCAAAUAUAAACUAUUCAUUUAUUCAUUUAGAUAUGGUGGUGGGUCAUUGAUGUGAUCUGCAAACAUAUCAGAAAUUAUAGGAAAAGACCCAUGACUGCCAUCUUUGCCAGGGGUGUUCGAACAAAGCAUUAGAUCAGGGGUGCCAAAGAUUGUGGAACCUGUUGUUUUGUUUUUGUUUUGUUUUGUUUUUGUUUGUUUUUUUUGGGGUGGGGAUAUUUGUUUUAUUUGAAAAAUGUAAGACGUCGGUUGAUUCCAUUAAAUCGUUAAUAAAGCACACUGCUUUAAA